Molecule: messenger RNA, 1863 nt
Organism: Thamnophis sirtalis
Lineage: Eukaryota; Metazoa; Chordata; Lepidosauria; Squamata; Natricidae
Gene: CHRNB3
Product: cholinergic receptor nicotinic beta 3 subunit
Biological process (GO): monoatomic ion transmembrane transport
Cellular component (GO): postsynaptic membrane
Molecular function (GO): acetylcholine-gated monoatomic cation-selective channel activity; transmembrane signaling receptor activity
Source: RefSeq, a predicted model, not a curated record
CCAGCAGGAGGACCAGCUGUGGUGAUGAGGUUCUUAGAUGUCAUUAAACUGCCCCUCCUUUUUUGUGCUCAUGGUUCAGCUUUUACUGUGUUCAGCUCAUUUGCUGAGAAUGAAGAUGCUCUUUUGCGACACUUGUUUCGUGGAUAUCAGAAAUGGAUCAGGCCAGUAAAACAUGCUAAUGAUACUAUAAAGGUAUAUUUUGGACUGAAGAUCUCUCAGCUUGUAGAUGUGGAUGAAAAAAAACAGUUAAUGACAACUAAUGUAUGGCUGAAACAGGAAUGGAUCGACCAUAAAUUGUGCUGGAAUCCUGAAGAUUAUGGUGGGAUCACUGCAAUUCGGGUUCCAUCUGAAUCUCUCUGGCUCCCUGAUAUUGUUUUAUUUGAAAAUGCUGAUGGGCGAUUUGAAGGUUCAUUGAUGACAAAAGCAAUAAUUAAGUACAAUGGCAUAGUAGUGUGGAGACCUCCAGCUAGUUACAAAAGUUCCUGCACAAUGGAUGUGACUUUCUUCCCAUUUGACAGGCAGAAUUGCUCCAUGAAAUUUGGAUCAUGGACCUACGAUGGCAACAUGGUUGACCUGAUCCUAGUAGAUGAAAAUGUGGAUAGGACAGACUUUUUUGAUAAUGGGGAAUGGGAAAUCCUAAAUGCCAAAGGAAUGAAAGGAAACCGAAAAGACGGAUUAUAUUCCUACCCAUUCAUCACCUAUUCUUUUGUUUUAAGACGCCUCCCACUGUUCUACACACUUUUCUUAAUAAUCCCAUGCCUAGGACUAUCAUUUUUAACAGUGCUCGUUUUUUACUUGCCCUCGGAUGAGGGAGAGAAACUAUCACUCUCGACCUCCGUUUUAGUUUCCCUCACAGUUUUUCUCCUGGUCAUUGAAGAAAUCAUCCCCUCUUCCUCCAAAGUCAUACCCUUGAUUGGUGAGUACUUGUUGUUCAUCAUGAUUUUUGUCACCCUUUCAAUCAUAGUGACAGUUUUUGUAAUUAAUGUGCACCAUCGGUCCUCGGCCACCUAUCAUCCCAUGGCUCCCUGGGUGAGAAGACUUUUCCUUCAGAAACUGCCCAGGCUGCUCUUCAUGAAAGGACAUGUAGAUCGCUGUGCUUUCGCGGAUCCGGAAGGUGCUCUAAAACCAAAGCCGAGAAAGUAUAAAAACAAACAAUUGAAAGAUGGAGAAAAGGUGGUGGUUGCAUUCUUGGAAAAAGCUGCUGAUUCCAUUAAAUAUAUCUCCAGGCAUGUCAAAAAGGAGCACUUCAUUAGACAGGUAGUGCACGACUGGAAGUUUGUAGCUCAGGUUCUUGACCGGAUCUUCUUGUGGCUAUUUUUGGUGGUGUCUGUGAUCGGGUCUGUUCUUAUAUUUACUCCUGCUUUGGAGAUGUGGUUACAUAGUGGUUUGUAGGAAUGAAACCAUCAAUCGUGUAAGAAUCAACUGGAGGAAGAAGAAAACAGUCGAUCAAGAUGCCUGCUUAGGUAACAUUCAGUGUGCACAGAAACAACAGGAAUGUCACUGACACCAAACUAUGCUGAGCAGAUUCAGAUCAAGUUUUAGAUCAAGUCUUUUAGCUACUAAGCUUAUGAGAUGGGCAUGGAUUGCACAAAAGACUACUUUCACCUAUAUUUAUUGUAUUUAUAGGCAUUUAUCUGUUUACCAAAAUGCUAUAGAAAAACAGAUAAGAAUAUGAAUAUAAGAGUAUAAGAGUAUUAUGUACUGUAUGUUCAUCACCUUGAGUUAUUUAUAAAGUAUCAAAGGGAAGAUAAAAUAAAAUCUAGUAAAUAAAAUUGGUAUUUUAGCAUUAGAAACUUAGAUUAUUUCUUGUUUUAGUUUACAUGACAGAAGUGCAUGUUGUUGAACAUUAGUUCUUAACAGCUC